Molecule: messenger RNA, 7958 nt
Organism: Oncorhynchus mykiss (rainbow trout)
Lineage: Eukaryota; Metazoa; Chordata; Actinopteri; Salmoniformes; Salmonidae
Source: RefSeq, a predicted model, not a curated record
GUACCCCAUUUUCCAAUUUGCGUAGCCUUACGGCGGGCCCUUGGUGGAAGGGAAUUUGCAGUUACAGGGGAAAUAUCUCGCUAAAUCGACCGUUGCAGGGGAAUUCGUUCAUUUUUAUCUUAUAAGUAGCACACAGUUCCUUAGCUUAUCAAUUAUUUAAGAAUGGAAAACGAACGAUGAGGUGUUUGCAGCUUGCGGCUGCAGUUGACUGACCGACUGAACAAUGGCUCAGUUUCCCACCCCCUUCGGAGGGGGCCUGGACGCCUGGGUGAUCUCUCUGGACGAGCGAGCCAAACAUGACCAGCAGUUUGUCAGCCUGGCCCCCUCACCAGCUGGCUACAUCACAGGUGACCAGGCCAGGAAUUUCUUCCUGCAGUCAGGCCUGCCCCCUCCCAUCCUGGCACAGAUAUGGGCCCAGGCCGAUAUGAACAAUGAUGGGAAGAUGGACAUGCACGAGUUCUCCAUCGCCAUGAAGCUGAUCAAGCUCAAGCUGCAGGGUCACGCCCUGCCCCCCUCUCUGCCCCCCUCCAUGAAACAGCCGCCCCUCACCCUGCCCCCGCCACCCACCGCACCCUUCGGAAUGCAUGGUUUAGGGGUAAUGCCAGGCCUCCCAGCAGUCCCUCCAUUACCCAUGCCCCCUAUGCCAGGGGUGGGUAUGUCCCCCCCUCUGGUGUCGUCGGUGCCUCCGUCUGUACCCCCCAUGGCCAACGGCGCGCCAAUGACGGGCUUCUCCCACCAAGCCACGACACUCAACAAAAGCUCUUCUUUCAACCGCCCGGGUGCCAAGCUGCAAGGCCAGUCUUUUGAGACUUCUAGCUCCCCUGUGCCCCCCCAGCCCCCUAUUGACUGGGCUGUUCCCAGCUCGUCCCGGCUAAAGUACCGGCAGCUCUUCAACAGCCAUGACAAGAUGAUGAGCGGCCACCUCACCGGACCCCAAGCAAGAACCAUCCUGAUGCAGUCCAGCUUGCCCCAGACCUCGCUGGCGUCCAUAUGGAACCUGUCGGACAUCGACCAGGACGGCAAGCUGACAGCCGAAGAGUUCAUCCUGGCCAUGCACCUGAUUGACAUGGCCAUGUCCGGCCUGCCCCUGCCCCCUAUCCUGCCCCCAGACUUCAUCCCCCCCACCUUUAGGAGGGUGCGUAGUGGUAGUGGGGUGUCUGUCACCAGCCUGCUCUCCACUGACCAGCGGGUCCAAGAGGAGGCCGAAGAGGAGCAGGAGAGCGAGAAACAGAAGCUGGAGAAACUGACUUUCGAGGACAGGAAGCGGGAGAACUUUGAGCGGGGCAACCUGGAGCUGGAGAAGCGUCGACAGGCCCUGCUUGAGCUGCAGCGCAAGGAGCAAGAGCGUCUGGCAGCGCUGGAGCGCGAGGAGCAGGAGAGGAAGGAGCGCGAGCGGCUCGAGCAGGAGAGGCGGCGGCAGCAGGAGCUAGAGAAGCAGCUGGAGAAGCAGAGGGAGGUGGAGAGGCAGCGCGAGGAGGAGAGACGCAAGGAGAUCGAGAGGAGAGAGGCGGCGAAGCGGGAGCUGGAGCGCCAGCGUCAGUUGGAGUGGGAGAGGAACCGCCGGCAGGAGCUGCUGACCCAGAGGAACCGAGAGCAGGAGAACAUUGUCCUGCUCAAAGCCCGCAAGAAGACCCUGGAGUUUGAGCUGGAGGCACUGAACGACAAGAAGAGCCAGCUGGAGGGCAAGCUGCAGGACAUCCGCUUCCGCCUGUCUGCCCAGCGGCAUGAGAUCGAGAGCACCAACAAGACCCGCGAGAUCCGCAUCGCUGAGAUCACCCACCUCCAACAGCAGCUGCAGGACUCUCAGCAGUGGCUCGGCAGGCUGAUCCCUGACAAACAGUGUCUAAACGAACAACUCAAACAGGUUCAACAGAACAGCCUGCACAGAGACUCCCUGUCGUCGCUGCAGAAGGCGGUGGAGAUCAAGGAGUCUAGUCGGCAGCAGCUGAGAGAACAGCUAGACACCGUGGAGAGAGAGACCCGCUCCAAGCUGCUGGAGAUAGACGCCUUCAACACCCAGCUCACGUCUCUGGCUGCAUUCUAUCAGGGCCACACUGCCCGGAUAGAGGGCCUCCGUCUGGAGCUGCUGCUGGAGGAGCAGAGGGGGCGACAGGUUGUCCAUUCACCAGCACUGCUGCCCCCCGCAGGACACUCUAUGGAGCUCCGAGAGAUCCACAGCAAGCAGCAGAGGCAGAAGCAGAAGGAUCACCUGGAGGGAGAAAUCAACAUCCACGCCAUCGCCCAGGAGAGGGCCAAGUCCGCCGAGCUCACAGACGGAAGGUUGUCUGCCACUGACGAGGGCUUGGCGUGGCAAGAUGAGGGCACGGUGGAGGCCCCCACCCCGCCCCCCCAGCCCUGGAUGAAGCGCGUGAGUGAGGAGGGGCACACUAAGAAGGACAUGCAGGACAAACUCAACCAGCUCUUCAUGCAGCAGCCUGAACCAGGGAAACUCAUGAAUCAGAGCCAAUGGCCCACGGGCGACAAGAUCCCGGUGACUGGGUUCAACCAGGACAAGGUCAAGGUGGUCUUCUACCGGGCGCUGUACCCCUUUGAUGCCCGCAGUCACGAUGAGAUCACCAUCACCCCUGGAGACAUUGUCAUGGUGAAAGGGGAGUGGGUGGAUGAGUCCCAGACAGGUGAGCCAGGCUGGCUGGGCGGCGAGCUGAAGGGGAAGACAGGCUGGUUCCCUGCCAACUACGCUGAGAAGAUCCCAGAAUCCGAGGUUCCCAUGAGCCUGCGGGCCAGUGCCGCCACCACGGGCGCCGCGCCCAAACUGGCCUCACGGCUCACACCCACCGCCGCCUCAAACACACCCACGCCACCCAGCCAGCCAAUGGCAACCCCUCCCCCGGCGACCGCUCCCCCUGCCCCCGGCCCCUGCCCUGGCCCUGGUCCCGCCUCUUCCUCCUCCUCGGCAUCAAGUAACUGGGCAGAUUUCAGCACCACAUGGCCGUCCACCAGCUCUGUGGAGAAGACUGAGACUGGGGAGGGCUGGGACGCUUGGCCCACCCAGCCGUCUCUCUCUGUGCCCAGUGCCGGGCCCGGGGGCCAGCUGCGCCAGCGCUCUGCCUUCACCCCCGCCACUCUCACUGGCUCCUCUCCAUCUCCCGUCCUGGGACAGGGGGAGAAGGUGGAGGGUUUGCAGGCUCAGGCUCUGUACCCGUGGCGGGCCAAGAAGGACAACCACCUCAACUUCAACAAGAGCGACGUGAUCACAGUGCUGGAGCAGCAGGACAUGUGGUGGUUCGGCGAGGUGCAGGGCCAGCGGGGCUGGUUCCCCAAGUCCUACGUCAAGCUCAUCUCUGGCCCCGUACGCAAGUCCAUGAGCAUUGAGUCUGGCUCGUCCGACAGCCCGCCCACCAUGAAGAGACCCACCCCGUCCCCUACCAAGACCAUGGACCCAGGAGAAGAAUACAUAGCCAUGUACACCUACGAGAGCAACGAGCAGGGCGACCUGACCUUCCAGCAGGGCGACGUCAUCGUGGUCACCAAGAAGGAGGGCGACUGGUGGACGGGCGUGGUCUCGGGCAAGACGGGGGUAUUCCCUUCCAACUACGUCAAACCCAAGGACUCUGAGGGACUGGGACCCGCAGGGAAGACGGGAAGCCUGGGGAAGAAGCCCGAGAUAGCCCAGGUCAUCGCCCCAUACACGGCCACGGGGGCCGAGCAGCUCACCCUGGCGCCCGGCCAGCUCAUCCUCAUCAGGAAGAAGAACCCGGGGGGCUGGUGGGAAGGGGAGCUGCAGGCCCGGGGAAAGAAGCGGCAGAUUGGCUGGUUCCCGGCCAACUACGUGAAGCUCCUGAGCCCCAGCACCAGUAAGACCACGCCCACAGAACCCACACCCCCCAAGCUGCCAAUGCCCAGUGCAGGUAGGGGCCAGGAGCAGGGACCUGACGGGGGCCCGCCGGGGCCUUGGGGCCCCUCCUUGACUCAACAUAUGACUGCAGUGUGUCAGGUGAUUGGCAUGUACGACUACAUGGCGCAGAAUGAUGAUGAGCUGCCCUUUGGGAAGGGCCAGAUCAUCAACGUGCUGAGCAGGGAGGACCCUGAUUGGUGGAAAGGCGAGCUGAACGGUUCCGUGGGCCUCUUCCCCUCCAACUAUGUCAAACUGACCACCGACACAGACCCCAGCCAACAAUGGUGCGCUGACCUGCACCUGCUGGACAUGCUGACACCCGUUGAGAGGAAGAGACAGGGCUACACGCACGAGCUCAUCGUCACCGAGGAGAACUAUGUCAAUGACCUGCAGCUCGUCACCGAGGUCUUUCAGAAGCCUCUGCUGGAGUCGGAGCUGCUGACAGAGAAAGAGGUGGCCAUGAUCUUUGUCAACUGGAAGGAGCUCAUCAUGUGUAACAUCAAGCUGCUCAAAGCUCUGAGGGUUAGGAAGAAGAUGUCGGGCGAGCGAAUGCCGGUGAAGAUGAUUGGAGACAUUCUGACAGCCCAGCUGCCCCACAUGCAGCCCUACAUCCGCUUCUGCAGCUGCCAGCUCAACGGGGCCACGCUUAUCCAGCAGAAGACCGACGAGGUGCCCGAGUUCAAGGACUUUGUCAAGAGACUGGCCAUGGAUCCAGGUUGUAAGGGAAUGCCCCUCUCCAGCUUCCUCCUCAAACCCAUGCAAAGGGUGACGCGCUACCCCCUCAUCAUCAAAAAUAUCCUAGAGAAUACUCCGGAGGCUCACCCGGACCAUAGCCAUCUGAAGCAGGCUCUGGAGAAGGCUGAGGAGCUGUGUUCCCAGGUCAACGAGGGCGUCAGGGAGAAGGAGAACUCUGACCGGCUAGAGUGGAUCCAGGCCCACGUCCAGUGUGAGGGGCUGUCUGAGCAACUGGUGUUCAACUCGGUGACCAACUGCCUGGGCCCGCGCAAGUUCCUGCACAGCGGCAAACUCUACAAGGCCAAGAGCAACAAGGAGCUGUAUGGCUUCCUAUUCAACGACUUCCUCCUGCUGACUCAGAUCAUCAAGCCCCUGGGCUUCUCGGGCUGCGACAAGGUGUUCAGUGCCAAGUCCCACCUGCAGUACCGCAUGUACAAGACCCCCAUCUUCCUGAAUGAGGUGUUGGUGAAGCUGCCAACAGAUCCCUCGGGAGACGAGCCCAUCUUCCACAUCUCCCACAUCGACAGGGUCUACACCAUACGGGCAGAGAGCAUCAACGAGAGGACUGCUUGGGUGCAGAAGAUCAAGGCAGCUUCGGAGCUCUUCAUCGAGACAGAGAAGAAGAAGAGGGAGAAGGCCUACCUGGUUCGCUCACAGAGGGCCACGGGCAUCGGCCGGCUGAUGGUAAACAUUGUGGAGGGCAUCGAGCUCAAACCCUGCCGCUCCCACGGUAAGAGCAACCCGUACUGCGAGGUGACGAUGGGUUCCCAGUGCCACAUCACCAAGACCCUGCAGGACACUCUCAACCCCAAGUGGAACUCCAACUGUCAGUUCUUCAUCAAGGACCUGGAGCAGGACGUGCUGUGUGUCACCGUGUUUGAGAGGGACCAAUUCUCUCCUGACGAUUUCCUAGGCAGGACAGAGAUCCGUCUGGCAGACAUUAAGAAGGACCAGGGCUCCAAAGGGCCUAUCACCAAGAGGCUGCUGCUCCACGAGGUGCCCACAGGAGAGAUUGUCGUACGACUGGACCUGCAGCUCUUCGAGGAGCCCUAGUCCAUCCCAGUUCAACCCAGCCCUGCUCAGCCUAACCCAGCCUAACACCCAUACUGUACACUCCCCCGUUACCCCUGCUCGAAGUCUCACCAAGCUCUAGUGACAUUCCCCAACAGCCCAGCCCCACACUUGUGUGUGUGACUGUGUGAAUUAAUUUUCUGCAAAAGGGUCUUAAGUGAUGUAUUUUUUUCCUCUUUAUGUUUUAUAUCAUUAUGGUGUAUGUAUGAUAUCGUGAUUCCACUAUUAUUUGGUUGAACAAAAUUAUGAAACAUUCCUCAGCUAAUCUAAAAUCUCAAAGGCCGUCUUAUAACGCAAUGAACCUUUGAGACAUGAUAUACUGUAUGUAGAGAAAUGUUGGAACAACACAUAUGAUCAUUGCUUAUGCACUGUAUGUCUUAAAGAGCCCACCCUGUGGUAUUAACACCUGGUCCGUGUUCAUUAGUUAACAAGUGGAAGCAAGAAGACUGAACCGGGCAAUACUACCUUGUCCAAUAAGAAAUGUUAAUUUUCAUUUUCCGUUGCAAAACACCUUCCGUUGUGUGGCCUAAUGAACACCACCCAGAUGACCACACUGUUGUUGUGCCAUCCCUCUGACAACAACUCCCAUAUAACCUUUGACACUGUGUUCAUGUUUAUUAACAAACCGCUAUACGGCUAUUAUGUCAUUGCUUGUAUUUCUUUAAUUCAAGCGUUUCAAGUUAUUUAUUCGUCGGUUUGAGACAAAGGUACAAAAGCAGGUACAGUGCGUACGUGAAUAUGAAGAGAGAGAUACUUUGAGAUAUACCCUCAAAGGUUUGGUGAGACACUGGAAAAAUGUGUUGGUGAAGGAAAGAACUGUUGUUAAUGUUAGUAUGCUGAGAAUGAAAAUGAAGCUAAUCAGUCAUCUUUACACUGUACCUUUAUACGUUCCACAUAUUGAGUGUUGUGUUUCAGAUUGGAAAUUCAAAUGAAAGACCCAAAGAAAUGUUUGGGUGUGUUUGAAACAUUACAGAAGUACUGUACGAAUGUACACACUAAUAUAUUGUCUAUCAAAUUGGCUUAGCCCAAAAUAUAUUGUUGAACGGUUUGAGGGAAAUUGAAGAGCAGAUUUCCUGUUUUCUAAAUGAGUGACGAUUUCUAGUUACAUUUGCAGCGUAGGCCAAGAUAAUGAGUACCAAUGUACUACAAAUCAUUUGUUUUUCGAUGGUUAGAAGAAUCAUACGGUGAUGUCAGGAAUGUUUUUGUACUUGUUCCGAACAAGUCUGUUAUUUUCAACGCAUUCAUAUCUUCACGUUUUGUAUGUAUAUUUUAGUUGUUUUUAAUUGUAUUUUUUCGUAUGCCAAAAAAGCACUGUUUAAUAUAGAGUGCUAUAUUUGUGUUGAAAAGCCAUUUGUAGGUGUUUUGUUUUGGAGACUGAGGUCAGGCUUUGUUGUGACGGACAUAUUUGGCCAAUGCUGUAACUGUUUGUGAAGAGGUAUUUCAGGUUCAUUCAAUUUGGGUCUCAAAUUAAUUAAUUUCCUUUGUAAGAGAACGGGAAUUAUUAUUUUGAGUGUUGUGUGGCACUGUGUUACAUAUUUAUAGAAGCUCAGAAAGACAAUUCAGAUGAAAGGGAAAUAUCAGCCUCCAGGUGAUAUGAGACCAUUUCAAUCUUUCAUAUGGUCUUUUAUCUGUUAUUUCAUUCUUUAUGAUGACCCUCCCAUUAUCUUGGGUUCUGCAUUCGAAAUGAGAUGUACAAGGACAUCCGAAGGCAGGAGAGACGACUGACUUUAGUCUGUUAAGUCUGACAAUGUUAGCAUAACACAGUGGAGGGGUAAGAUCUUCACUCGUGUAAUAUUAGUUUAAUGUAUGUUGUUACCAGCUAUGUAUCCAUGUAGAUAAUGUACAAAUACUAGUGAAAUUCCACUGCCGUGUUAGUGCGAGUGGUCAAGGAAAACAGCUUUUGCAGAGCCUGUUCCUUAUGUGUAAUGUCUAGGAGUGAGUGUGUAAAAUUAACUUACUAUUCUCGAGUGCUUUGGUUUGUGCUGGGUCUCUCUUCAAGUUGGAGGACUUAGAUUAUGACUAGUCAUUUCCUUAUAGCGUGCAACCUCUCUACCCCUUCCCGGUUACCCCACAGUAGUGCUCUUUUAAUGUUCACUCUCAAACCAGUGAUGCUCUCUAUUCUUUUUAAUGAGCAAAGUCUUAACUGAUAAAGUGCAGUAUGUGAAUAUGUUGAAAUAUUUGAAAGGAGUAUAAGUAAUAUAUUACAACUACCGUAGAAGAAUGUUGAUGACAAUGUAUUGUUAUCAAUGUAUGAGAAGUGUUAAAUGUUGAAAAUAAAAUUUGAUUGGACCAAUGA